AUGGCCCCUGCUGAAAGAAAGCCAAAAGAAGCCGAAAAGUUUCGGCUUUUUUUCUUUCGGCUAAGCCGAAACGUUUCGGCUUUCUCCGAAACUUUUCGGCUAACCCGAAAGAAGCCGAAACACUUUUGUUUCGGCUUUCUUUCAGCAUUCAGAAAGCCGAAACGCACAUCCCUAGUGACCAUAUGUAAACCUUUACAUUACCAGGUGCUGAUGAAUCAGGGAUUCUGUACUAAACUGGUUUUCUUUUUAGCAACUACUGGUUUUCUUUUUUCUACAAUUGAGACAAUUUUCGUAUUUACCUUGCCGUUCUGCGGGCUGAAUAAAAUCAAUCACUUCUUUUGUGAUAUAGCACCUUUACUUGAGCUAGCCUGUGCCAGAAAUUAUAUAGGAGAAGCUGUCAUUUUUCCUAUUUGUUUUUUGGCAGUAUGUUGCUCAUUCUUUCUGAUCCUUCUGUCCUACAUUUUAAUCUUAAACACAAUCCUGAAAAUCCCCACCACAGAUGGGAAACGGAAAGCCUUUUCAACAUGUGCUUCUCAUCUUAUUGUGGUUAUCGUGCGCUUCGGAUGUAUUUCCAUUAUUUACUUGAGGCCCCAAUCCAGGUAUACUUUGAAUGAAGACACAUUGAUCUCUGUUACGUACACGCUAGUGACUCCAUUGCUGAAUCCGGUUGUUUACAGCUUGAGGAACAAAGAUGUCCAAGUAGCACUCAAGAAAUCCCUGGGCAGGAGCACGUGCACCGAAAAGAUAUGAGAAGCUCUUUGAGCUUGCUGUAAGUCCAGUGACACCUUAAGAAGAACACCAUCCAUGCUGGUAUGAGCUUUCAAAAGACAGCUCACUUCCUUAGGUACUAUUACCUUAGUUUUACAGAACAUUACAGGGAGGGAGCAGGAAAGAUGGAGGAGUUUUGCAGAGAGAGGCCUAAUAUAAUAAAUCCAGUGUAAUUCUUUAUGUGGGAACUUGAACCCCUAUGUGGGGUAGUUUCGAUGGGAGAGAUUACAGGUUCUUGCAUGAGGUGAAGAUAAACAAAAGUGCAAUAAAAUAAAUGACAAAUUAAUUAAGGAAGAGAUCGUGGGAUAUAUGAGAAAACAACAUCAGUAAAGGAUUACAGUAUGAUGUAAUAGGUGAAGAACAGGGUGUUAAAAUUAUUAAAAAGAGUCCUCAGUUUAAGCCAGAAUGACAGAAGGUGUUUAUUUUCUGGACAAGUUCUAAUUCAGCCCUUUCAUGUGGCAUAUUCCUUAUGAAGUUUUUCUGUCGAACAGGGGCUUUCAGAUCCGCAACAGGAUGUCCAGAGAGAUUAACAAAAAAGAGUCCAGUAGCAUCUUUGAGACUAACCAACUUUACUGUAGUAUAAGCUUUCGAGAAUCACAGUUCUCUUCGUCAGAUGCAUGGAGUAUAAGAAAAAACUGGUCAGGUGGAGAGGGGAGUAGAUCAGGUGGAGAGGGGAGGGGGGAGUAGAUGCAAUCAGUAGCUUCUGAUAAUGGGAUCAGUUACUUCUGAUAAUGAGAUAACCAUUCGUAGUCCCUAUUCAAUCCAAGCCUGACUGUGUCAAAUUUACAUAUGAAUUCCAAUUCAGCAGCUUCCUGUUGGAUUCUGGUUUUGAAAGGUUUCUGUUGAACUACAGUGACCUUUAAGUCCUUGAUGAAAUAUCCUGGUAGAUUAAAGUGUUCUCCCACUGGUUUCUGGAUGUUGCCAUUUUUAAUGUCAGCUUUGUGUCCAUUUAUUCUUUUGCACAGACGUUGGCUGGUUUGUCCAAUGUAAAGAGCAGAUGGACAUUGUUGGCACAUGAGGGCAUAUAUCACGUUGGAAGAUGAGCAGCUGUAAGAGCCAGAGAUCGUGUAGUUGACGCCAUUGGGUCCUGUAAUUGUAUUUCCUGAGUAGAUAUGAGGGCAGAGCUGGCAUCUGGGUCUGUUGCAGGGCCGGGUACCUGUGUUGGCGACUCUGCUAGCUGAUUCAUGGUUGUAGGUGAGAAGUCAUUUAAGGCUGAGGGGCUGUCUGUAGGCAAGGAAAGGUCUUCCAUCCAGGACUUGUGAGAGUGAGGCAUCAUUUUCCAGGAUGGGUUGUAGCUCACGGAUGAUAUGUUGGAUGGGUUUGAGCUGGGAACUGUAGGUGACAACCAGUGGUGUUCUGUUGUUAG
Molecule: messenger RNA, 2134 nt
Organism: Eublepharis macularius
Lineage: Eukaryota; Metazoa; Chordata; Lepidosauria; Squamata; Eublepharidae
Product: olfactory receptor 10R2-like
Exons: 2
Coding region: 1-750 (249 amino acids)
Biological process (GO): G protein-coupled receptor signaling pathway
Cellular component (GO): membrane
Molecular function (GO): olfactory receptor activity
Source: RefSeq, a predicted model, not a curated record